Penicillium odoratum is the source of this 3096-nucleotide messenger RNA. RefSeq lists its product as uncharacterized. The transcript has 4 exons. The coding region runs from base 1 to 3096 and encodes 1031 amino acids. NCBI's taxonomy places the organism in Eukaryota, Fungi, Ascomycota, Eurotiomycetes, Eurotiales, Aspergillaceae. The record is from RefSeq and is a predicted model, not a curated record.
AUGUCUUCUCCAACCAAACCACAAAUAAUGAGGAUUACCCUUGUUACUGAAGAUGAAUCUGGCACUCAAAUGAGAUCUCUCGUUCGAGAGGUACUAGCUUUCAUUCAAAAGACCAGACCCGGGAUCGCAUUCGAUAUUUCCGAGGAUUGUUCGCAGGCAAAAGACUCGGAUGCCGUAAUCUUGUGCGGAAAAAUCUCUCCCCAACUUGAAGGGGACUUGACCAAGAAACUUGGUUCUUUUGUCAAUGUGCAACCUGUGUUUCUUCCAAGUACGGGACUCGUCCCUGAACAUCUGUUGAACCGGAACGCUGUCCAGGGGCUGGAUAUCAUCUUUGUUAACGGUAUUGAGAAUACACAGGGUAAAGAUGGGACUCCCUGCAAGACUAUUGAGCAGAUGGUUCAGUGGGCAGGAACCUAUGCUAUGCGUUCUCACCCACCUAAGCCCAUCCAUUUUGUUUCGUCAUCCAGGUCAGCUGUCAGCUCCGUUGUGACUGAAGUAUUGAACGAAAAGUUUCCUCGUGUCGCGCUUAGCCUUGAAACAAUUGAUACGGUGAUGGAUGACCUUGCUUUGACCCUAAAAAAGCUCAACGGUAUUGUUCUGACUACUGAGUCGCACGGGAUACUACUACCUGAAAAAGCACGCUCGAACCUCCAAUUAGAUGCCUUGUUGGCAUCGGCUAAUAUCUCAAUCUUGUCGAACAAUAGCUCCACAAACCAGGGGAUCUUCAGAGGAGGAAAUACCGGUGCGCAUGGCAAAAAAUUGGAUCCAAUUUCAAUCUUGCCAGCCGUAAGCUUGAUGCUCGGCCUGUCACUUGGUCUAAGUGCAGAAGCUGCUGCAGUGACAAGAGCAAUUCGUCGAACAUUGGAUCCAAUCGAGCUCAUUGGAUCCAACAUCCGGACUCCUUGUGCUGGUGGGGAAGCCACAACGGCUGAGUUCAUGAUAAAGUUUAUGGAACACCUAGACUCAUACCUGGAGGCAGCGAUCUCAGAAGCAGAAGCUCAGAAGUCACCCAGAGAGUUAUUUUCAUCUUCCAUCAAACGGCGCCCGAUGGGGGUGAUUGAAAAAACAAUGACCCACGCCGCAGUGGGCCUGAGCAAACCUGAAGUUCAGAAUGGAGAGAUCAUCUGUGUGCAGGUUGACUGGACCCUUACAUCGGAGAUACUUUGGGCAGGAAUGGAAAAGACAUAUGAUAAAAUGGGCCGGCCUCGUCUGCAUCGCAAUGAUCGCAUGUGGCUUGCAAUUGACCACACCGUUGAUCCUCGUACCAAUCACCGGCCCCGACAACGGGGACUUAUCGAGCAAGCGGAAAGUUUCCAGCGUGAAGCCAAACUUGUCAACUUUCUUCCGGCUAAUACAAGUAUCUUGCAUACUGAUUUUACUCGUGAUAGAGCACUCCCCGGGCAAAUAAUUGUCGGAUGCGACUCACAUUCCUGCUCUGCUGGCUGUGUCGGAGCUCUGGCUGUUGGUCUUGGAGCGGCAGAUGUUGUCAUGCCCAUGGUUACAGGAGAGACUUGGUUCCGAGUACCUGAGAUUUGCCGAAUCAAUUUUGUCGGCAAAUUGCCGUUCGGAGUUGGUGGGAAGGAUGUGAUUCUUCACAUCCUCGCCCUGUUCAAGAGGAAUACCAUUGCCUUUCAAAGGGCAGUUGAAUAUGGUGGCCCCGGUUUGAAGGAGUUGUCAAUGGAUGCCAGAUUUGCUAUUGCGAAUAUGACGACCGAAUUCGGUGGUAUGGGUGCGUGUUUUGAGGCUGAUGAGAGUACCGCGGAGUGGAUAUCUCGCAGACCACAUCUGGAGCAUCAAGGAGGGCUUUACUUCAGAGCGGACUCAGAUGCACAGUAUGCUGAGGUGCGCAAUGUCGAUCUCUCUGAGGUUGAAUUAACAAUCGCUCUGUAUCCCGACCCGGACAAUGUUGUCCCUGUGAAAGAGAAGGUCGGUACAAAAUUAGACGGGUGCUUUAUUGGAGCCUGCACCACAACUGAGGAAGAUCUCAUCAUUGGUGCGUUGGUGCUAGACGCUGGUUUGCGCGCAGGCAAGGUUCCUUGCGAGGGGAGGAGACGAGUGACACCUGGAAGUCUCAGCAUCAUCAAGCACCUCAAGCGACAUGGCGUCUGGGACAUCUAUCGAAAGGCAGGCUUCGAGAUUGGGGCACCUGGUUGCUCGUACUGUGUUGGAAUCAACGACGUUGACGUUGCUGGUGAAGGCGAAGUCUGGCUUUCCUCUCAGAACCGCAACUUCCGGAAUCGAAUGGGCAAAGGGGCUAUCGGGAGCAUCACCUGUGCUGCGGUUGUUGCAGCCUCAAGCUUUGAUAUGGUGGUCACUGAUGCGAGGCCACUGUUGAGUCAAAUUGACAAGAUGAAGUUGGACAAAAUGCUUGGAAGCGAGAGGGUCUCCUUGACAGUUGCUCCUGAGAUCAGCGAGCCUGAUCCUUUUAUUGCAUCGGAUGUCACACUCCUUGCCGAUGACAUUCCAUCCCAGAUGAAAAUUCCCACUAAUACUCUAGAGACUUCCGCUGACGGGAUUUUCAAAUCGAAAGUUCAACGAUUUGGCGAAAAUGUGGAUACCGAUGCAAUUAUUCCUGCUGAAUUUGUCCCUGGUGUUGACAACGCUGAGUUGGGCAGUCACUGCUUUGAGUACGAUCGGCCUGUUUUUCGACAAAAGGCCACGCGUGGGUCGAAAAUCAUCGUCGCGGGUCGUGGAUUCGGUAGUGGCUCAUCCCGUGAAGAUGCAGUCAGAGCGUUGCAGGGAGCAGGAAUCGAAGCUAGACUCAUCUGGGAUGCAGACGAUCGGAACCAACUUAAUAUGGGACUGUUCAAUAUUACCUUGCCAGAUCUUGAGUUCUAUACGCUCGCGAAGGAAGAUUCUGUCGUUGUCAUUGAUCGAAAAGCCAAGACGGUGCAUGUGGCUGGUACAAAUCGAGUUUUCGAUUAUCAACAGUCGGCUAUGGAGAAAACCCUUCUUGACGCUGGAGGUAUACUCCCAUUGUAUAAUCGGUUUGGGCGCUCGGUGUUUCGAGAUAUUUCCAGAACACAUACAAACGGGAAAACGGUUCGCUCAGCGGGUAGAGCUGCAAAGCCCUCGCAGGGAAAAUUUGACUGGUGA